AUGACUGAUCAAUUCGGUGUUAUCUAUGGUGCUGCAUUAAUUGUCGGUGGUUUACUCGGAUAUUUCCGUGGUGGUAGUAUUAUUUCACUUUUACUUGGUGUUGUUUUGGGUGCCUGGUCAGUUUACAAUGCAAGUCAUCCUAGUCGACAAAAUAAUGUUGCUAAUUUAGCUAUUGCAGCAGUUCUUGGUGUCGUUAUGUUAUUACGAUUUUUAAUUGGUGGAAAAGUAUUUCCAGCACUUGUCAUUGUAGCUUUAUCAGCUGGACAAAUUUAUCGCAAUUUUGCAUAUUUAAAAUAA
This is a messenger RNA of Adineta steineri, 297 nucleotides long. NCBI's taxonomy places the organism in Eukaryota, Metazoa, Rotifera, Eurotatoria, Adinetida, Adinetidae. The record is from the annotation of a GenBank genome assembly.